CAGAGUUGCGGUGGUGACAGCCUGCCUUGGAUGAAGUGUUCUACGUCCCAUGUUUUGGUGUUUCCUCGAGAGUGUUUCUGUGGAGGACCAGGAAGAAACAGACCCAUCCUCUGAGUAGGACCAGAUUGUUUUUGUUUAUUCCACCCUGAUCUCCACUGAAAACAUUUGGUCAUUAAAGGGUUAAAGAAGUUUCCUCUGUUGUCAAGGAGACAUCCUGAAGUCAGGGAGUGUUUCCACCUGGAGGACAGGUGAGGCUCGUCUACAGGUGAGGCUCAGACCAGCAACAAACUCAGACUCAGGAGGAUCGAAUUCACUCAGGUUCUGAUCCAGGUUGUGACCCAGGACCGGUAGGAUGUCAACUGACAGACAGAAACACUUUACAGAGACCAGAACUGGACCCGGUCCAUGUCCUGUUUCCGGUCCUGCAGGUCAGAUUCUGUCCACCAUCGACUCAGAUGCUCUGCUGACUGCCGCCUCACCUGAUGAAGAGGAGGGUGAAGGUCUGAGGGAAAGAAAAAUGAAGAUGAAAAACAGCAGCAGCUGUGUUUUACUGGAGAGACACCGCAGGAAACGCAUCACUCAGAGCUGCAGCACACUUCGACAGCUGUUACCCAUGAUCCCCCGCGGACGUGUUGACAUGGUGACAGUGCUGGACACAACAGUGGCUUUCCUGGAGAAGGUCCAGGAAUUAGUCCCUGCGGAAGACCAGUGCAUACAGCUGUGUCCUCCCGCUGAGCUUCAUGCUGAUUGGCUGCGGCGGAGUCAGGAGAACAGGGAGGUUGGACACAAGAUGGCUGCCGAGCAGGAGAAGAAGCUCAACAGGACGAGCAGGAGACACACUGAUGGACAGCUUCCUGUCUCAUAACUUUGUGACAUCAUCCUGCUGGUCACCAUGGCAACAGUCCAGUCCGGAGGAGUCAGUUGGUCUGUGAUAUACGAAGUACUCGGAGAAAGUUCUGUUUAGAGUUUGGGUCUUUUAUUUUGAAGGGACUGAUUUCCUGUAGAGAUCAGAGAACAGGAAUAUGAUUUCAUCAUGAUUUUAUUUUGUUAUUUAGUUUGUACUUCCUGUUUCUGUUUAAAUAGAAUAAAUCGGUUGUAUUGAUCAUUGAUCAGUUGCUGUGAGACUCAACAUACACACAUCUGACAGUCAGCUCAUCA
This is a messenger RNA of Epinephelus fuscoguttatus (brown-marbled grouper), 1158 nucleotides long. RefSeq names its product spermatogenesis- and oogenesis-specific basic helix-loop-helix-containing protein 1-like. Gene Ontology annotation, biological process: spermatogenesis; regulation of DNA-templated transcription. Bases 353 to 865 code for a protein of 170 amino acids. Lineage: Eukaryota; Metazoa; Chordata; Actinopteri; Perciformes; Serranidae. Gene Ontology annotation, cellular component: nucleus. Gene Ontology annotation, molecular function: DNA-binding transcription factor activity, RNA polymerase II-specific; protein dimerization activity; RNA polymerase II cis-regulatory region sequence-specific DNA binding. The transcript has 7 exons. The record is from RefSeq and is a predicted model, not a curated record.